AGUGGAUCGAGAGGGUCACGUCACCCUUCACACUUGAAAGGAAAAGAAAUAGGAUUGUUUUAUGCUCGUAGAAGUAAACAGAAAUCUCAAGAAAGAGAAAAAGAACAGAGAUCAACAAUAUCAAUGGAUCACCAUCAUGAGCAGCAUAUAAGCAAUCUCUUGGAGAAAAUCAGGAAAACUUCAGAUUUUAAACCAUCAUAUCAUCAGUCAAAAAAGAUAGGAGAAUCUUCAUCUACAGCAUCAUGUAAUGAUCAAGAAGAUGCAAUGGACUGGUUGGAUUCCAGGGAAAAAAACCAAACCUGGAAUCGUUAUCAAGAACACCUCAAAGAAAGUUUUCGUGCAGAAGAAGAACGUCAAAAACUACACAAUUCCAGUAUAACUUGCAUUCAGGGAGAUCAAAGUUUAGAUCUCAAGCUAAAAACUCAAUUGUUAGAAAAUAUGCAAAAAUCCAAGUAUCAAAAGAUGCUUGAAUUUCGAAAAAAACUUCCUUCUUAUAACAUGAGGAGGGAAAUUGUUAAAUUGAUUGAAGGAAAUCAGUCAGUUGCUGUUGAAUCUCAAAGCUAG
Limulus polyphemus (Atlantic horseshoe crab) is the source of this 564-nucleotide messenger RNA. Its product is annotated as ATP-dependent RNA helicase DHX36-like. Bases 124 to 564 code for a protein of 146 amino acids. Lineage: Eukaryota; Metazoa; Arthropoda; Merostomata; Xiphosura; Limulidae. The record is from RefSeq and is a predicted model, not a curated record. The transcript has 3 exons.